AUGGCAUCGUCAACAAUUCAGACGGUCGAGCCGGUGACCUACCGCUUGAAGGCCGAAGCUAAGCCCGAGGAGAUCACCUAUGGAUUCUUGAGAAGCAAGAUCCCUGCUCAUUGCUUUGAGCGCUCUGCGAUCAGGUCCCUCGCCUACCUUGUCCGCGACCUCAUCUACGCUUCUGUGCUCGUCUAUGCAGCGCUUCAUAUCGAUCUCUUGCCGACUUCCACACAGCGGGCCUGUGCCUGGAUUGCCUAUACCUUCGUCCAGGGCUGCGUUGGCGUUGGAAUCUGGAUUCUCGGCCACGAGUGUGGACAUGGCGCUUUCUCCGCGUACCCUAUGCUGAACGACGUUGUUGGUUGGGCUACUCACUCCCUGCUCAUGGUGCCAUACUUCUCGUGGAAGAUCACCCAUGCGAGACACCACCGUUAUCACUGCCACAUCGAGAAGGACACUGUCUUCGUUCCUCCCAUCGAUGAGGAGCGUGAGAGCAAGGUGCCUACCAUGAUCGAGAAGGUCAAGGAGCUGUUCGAGGAGACUCCUUUGUACAACGCCGUUGCGCUUCUGAGCCACCAGAUCUUUGGAUGGCAGUUCUACCUGAUGUUCAAUGUCAGCGCUGGAAGCAAGAGUCUGCCCGAGAAGGCAAACAGCCCCAAGCCGCUUCGUAACAGCCACUUUGACCCUCUCGGUUCUCUCUUCACCGAUUCUCAGGCACACCUGAUUGCAAUCACUGAUAUUGGCCUUCUGAUUGUUGGCAGCACUCUCUACUACCUGGCUACCCAGAUGGGAGCUUGGAAGAUUGCUCUGCUCUACGUUGUGCCUUAUUUCUGGGUCCACCACUGGCUUGUUGCCAUCACCUAUCUGCACCACACUCACCCCGAGGUGCCCCACUACGAUGCGGAUGCGUGGACCUUCGUCAAGGGUGCCCUCUCCACUGUUGACCGUCGCUUCGGCUUCAUCGGUCGUCAUUUCUUCCACGAGAUUAUCGACUACCACGUUGUUCACCACCUGUUCCCCAAGAUUCCCUUCUACCACGCCGAGGAGGCCACCAACGCGAUUGUCCCUUACCUCGGAGACCAGUACCACCUCGACGAGGGACUUUUCAUCAAGUCGUUGGUUGACACCUUCACUACUUGCAAGGUUGUCUCCGAUGUCAACUCGGACGGUGUUCUCCACUGGAAGCUCCCCGAGAAUGGAUCCAAGAAGCAAAACUAG
Penicillium cataractarum is the source of this 1206-nucleotide messenger RNA. Its product is annotated as oleate delta-12 desaturase. Gene Ontology annotation, molecular function: oxidoreductase activity. The record is from RefSeq and is a predicted model, not a curated record. Gene Ontology annotation, biological process: lipid metabolic process. The coding region runs from base 1 to 1206 and encodes 401 amino acids. The transcript is spliced from 3 exons. Lineage: Eukaryota; Fungi; Ascomycota; Eurotiomycetes; Eurotiales; Aspergillaceae.